Messenger RNA from Electrophorus electricus (electric eel), 3116 nucleotides. The record is from RefSeq and is a predicted model, not a curated record. NCBI's taxonomy places the organism in Eukaryota, Metazoa, Chordata, Actinopteri, Gymnotiformes, Gymnotidae.
CUGAUACAAAAAGAAAAGAUUGCAUUGCACGAGAAAGCCUUCACACCCUUCUGGGUCUCCUCCGUACGGCUCAGGGGUCGCUAUGAGGCACUUCAUCUUUUCCAGUAUAGACAGGGAGAUGGGAGGGGCAUCUCGCUGCUCUGUGCCGGGAGUCAGGCUACUGACAUGCUGCCCGAGACUCAGAACAAGGGAGCGUAUCUCCCCCAUCUCCUGCUGUUGCUGCUCCAUAACCGCCUUCUGGGCAGCAAGCAGGGGGACCCAUUCGGGGUUACUCACCUUGCUUCCCUUGGGCUGCACAUUCUGUGAUGGCGGCGGGUAGAUGGAAGCAAGAGGCGGGUCAGCGGAAAGGUUACAGUGUGCAGUAAUGGACAGAGUGAUUAAACUCUUUCUAACAGCUUCACUCCUGAGCUGCUCAUGUCGAUGCUCGAAGGUGCGGGUGCCAAAAUCCGUUACAGCCAUCAAAGGAACCUGUGUGGUGGUGCCGUGCAGUACCACAUCUCACACAUAUGCGACUUGGUACAAGUAUCAGCGCUCUGGAUACCCUCCAGUGUAUUCUAAAGACACCAAAGAUAUAAUAAAUCAGUUUAGAGGAAGGACAUCACUCCUGGGAAAUGCUAUGCAGGGAAACUGUAGCCUAAAGAUUGACAAUGUUCGCCAAGAGGAUGGAGGAAUAAGUGUGUAUGUAUGGAUCAAUCCUCACAGCAUAUAUGGAGAUUACACAGAGAUAAAAGUCUUGGCACCUUCAGAGACUCGCAUUUCUGUAGAAAGCACACAAGUGGAAGGAACGCUUUUCUCAGCCAAAUGCACAGUCCGGCACUCCUGUCCAGUGUCUCCACCUCUGCUGGAAUGGCUGGGCCUGUCUUCUGUUUCUAAUGAGGUGACCACUACACAGGACUCGGGUGGCUUGUGGGUUUCUGUGGCACACGCUCAGUUCAAUGCCAGCCGUCGAGACCAUGGUAAAAGGGUCACAUGCAGGAGAAUGUCAGAUGGAAACACUGCGACUGGUGAUGCACUUAACAUCUUAUAUGCCCCAACAAAUGUGAACAUACAUACCAGUGGAACAACGCCUGUGGUUGAGGGUAGUAACAUCUCAUUAACAUGUAGUAGUGACAGCAACCCUCCAGUGGCCAGCUAUGAGUGGCGCAUCAUCCAAAUGAAUAGCACCAUUAAGCACAAGACAAGAAGUUUAUUGAUUCAAGAUGUCAGACGAGAUAUGAAAAUCUCCUGCAUUGCCGAUAACUCCAUCGGACUGGGUGAAUCAGACCAACUGUCUCUGAAUGUCCAUUAUGCCCCAACAAAUGUGAACAUACAUACCAGUGGAAGAACGCCUGUGGUUGAGGGUAGUAACAUCUCAUUAACAUGUAGUAGUGACAGCAACCCUCCAGUGGCCAGCUAUGAGUGGCGCAUCAUCCAAAUGAAUAGCACCAUUAAGCACAAGACAAGAAGUUUGUUGCUUCAAGAUGUCAGACGAGAUAUGAAAAUCUCCUGCAUUGCCCAUAACUCCAUCGGACUGGGUGAAUCAGACCAACUGUCUCUGAAUGUCCAUUAUGCCCCAACAAAUGUGAACAUACAUACCAGUGGAACAACGCCUGUGGUUGAGGGUAGUAACAUCUCAUUAACAUGUAGUAGUGACAGCAACCCUCCAGUGGCCAGCUAUGAGUGGCGCAUCAUCCAAAUGAAUAGCACCAUUAAGCACAAGACAAGAAGUUUAUUGCUUCAAGAGGUCAGACGAGAUAUGAAAAUCUCCUGCAUUGCCCAUAACUCCAUCGGACUGGGUGAAUCAGACCAACUGUCUCUGAAUGUCCAUUAUGCCCCAACAAAUGUGAACAUACAUACCAGUGGAACAACGCCUGUGGUUGAGGGUGGUAACAUCUCAUUAACAUGUAGUAGUGACAGCAACCCUCCAGUGGCUAGCUAUGAGUGGCGCAUCAUCCAAAUGAAUAGCACCAUUAAGCACAAGACAAGAAGUUUAUUGCUUCAAGAUGUCAGACGAGAUAUGAAAAUCUCCUGCAUUGCCCAUAACUCCAUCGGACUGGGUGAAUCAGACCAACUGUCUCUGAAUGUCCAUUUCCCUCCCACCAUCCUGCCAGACUCAGCCUGCUGGGAGAGGGAAGGAUCUCUGCACUGCAUGUGCUGGGUGGAGGCGGAGCCAAACGCCAGCAUCUCCUGGACUGUUGAUGGAAGAAGUGCUCUCCUUCCUCACUUCAACAUGACAAAUAACUGUACGGGAAGGACCACAGUGUCAGUGAUGACAGGGCCACCGGGCCACUUUGUAACUUGUGAGGCAGCAAACUACUUGGGCAAUGACACUUACCAGAUGUCUGGCUUUCCACAGCUGGCAAAAGGCACUGUUGGAUUUUACUAUUUCAUUCUGGCGGCCAUAGUUUUAAUUGUGGUUGGAAUUGUGCUAGUUGUCCACAGAAGACUGAAAAAGAGACAUGAACACUUGAGAGGACCUAGAAAGGCAACAAGUUCAGAGUACACAACCCAGGCUAGACAUGAAAACUCAGGAGGAGCUAAAAAUACAAGUUCAGAGAACCCAACCCAGUGUAGGAUGACAUGUCCAAUAUCUACCUGAACGAAUGAUACUCUGCAAAUAUCUUGAUGGCCUCAGCUGUCCAUUUCUUCAGUACUCUUCAACCCAAAAUGUUCAGAAAUAGAAUUGAGGUUUUUUGACUCUGGCAAUUUUGAGCUCUAACUCUGCCUGAUCUUACAUCAAUUUCUGUUGAACUUUACUGUUGCAAGGUUAGGAUGGAUGGCAAACUUCUGGUCUUUUUUCUCUUUCUGUAUCUCCCUUGGAGAAGGUUGUUGGAAAGAUGAGUGCAACACAGAGGGAUGUUAGCCAGCUAUCAGAACUGCAGAAAGGUGUAAGAUACUUGAAGCUACCUGAGAGGUAUAACAAGCUGUCCAUAAAUAAGGCCUUGGAGACUGCCAAGCAAAUAUUACCAGCUCUGGCUGCCCACCUGAAGAGGUAGAGAAAAGUAAAAGCCAGGAGAAUAAACAGCUUCUCCCACAAGCCAAGUGUACUCUCUGUGGCAGGCUAAGAGCCUAAGAACAGACCCACCAAAGCUGGAAAUUGAACAAUAUUGGAAAAGCGUGUGUGUGUAUGUAUGUGU